Molecule: messenger RNA, 378 nt
Organism: Pyricularia oryzae 70-15
Lineage: Eukaryota; Fungi; Ascomycota; Sordariomycetes; Magnaporthales; Pyriculariaceae
Exons: 5
Coding region: 1-378 (125 amino acids)
Source: RefSeq, a predicted model, not a curated record
AUGGGCCACACAUUCCAGGCCAAGGGUAGUAAGGCUGGCAUUGCGGCUCAGCUUCUCAACUACACUGUGGUCUGGGCCAUGCUUGAUUUGUUGCUCAACUGUCGCCAGGCACCCAUUUUGGCCCCCAGAAGCAAUGCACAAUGUAACGUCUGCGGAAACUGUGUCCUGCGGGGAGUGGCGUUCUCGGCAAACUUUAGAUAUCACGCCCUAGCUGUCAUAGGGCAUGGAGCAAGCGGAUCUUGUCGCAUUGGUAGCGAAAUACGCCGGUCCCAAAAGUUGGAGACUGCAGUCAAAUGCCAAUGCAUUGGAUUUCAAAGCAAGUUUGCGCCCCAGACAGGCCAGGCACUAAAGGUAGCGGCUCCGCAAGUCAAAUUGUAG